This is a messenger RNA of Triticum turgidum subsp. durum (durum wheat), 2103 nucleotides long. The record is from the annotation of a GenBank genome assembly. Lineage: Eukaryota; Viridiplantae; Streptophyta; Magnoliopsida; Poales; Poaceae.
AUGAAAGAGGCCGGCAUGGUUGGCGUCCUGCCCUGCCUCCUCCUCCUCCUCCUCUUCCUGAAGCCGCGCGCCAACGCUGCCGCCGCCGCCGCCUACUCCGAGUACUCGUGCAAUGGCACCACCGGCAACUACACGGCGCGCGACGCCUUCGGGGCCAACCUCGCGCGCCUCACCGCCGAGCUCCCCGCCUCCGCCUCCGCCUCUCCGUCCCUCUACGCCUCGGCGGCCAUCGGCGCCUCCCCUGACAAGGUCUUCGCCCUCGCGCUCUGCCGCGGCGACAUCACGGACGCCAGGACGUGCUCCGGCUGCCUGGACAACGCGUUCAGGCAGCUACGGGGGCUCUGCGCCGGCGAGAGGGACGCCACGUUCUACAACGACCUCUGCACCCUCCGCUACUCCGGCGAGGACUUCCUGGCGCGGCCGGACGACAACAACCCGGUGAUCAACGGCAUGGACGUGAACGGGUCGACGUACGCCGCGUGGGACAGCCGCAACGCCACGUCCCGGAGCUUCUUCCUGUCCCUGGUUGGCACGCUGUUCGGGGAGAUGUCCAUGUACGGCGCGUACAACUCCUCGGUGCGCCGGUUUGCCAGCGCCAUCAUGUACAUCAACCCGCAGCUGCCCACGGUGUACGGCCUGGCGCAGUGCACGCCGGACCUCUCCCCGGGGCAGUGCUGGCACUGCUUCCUGGGCCUCCAGGAGCAGACCCGCCAGUGGUACGAUGGCCGCGAGGGCGGCCGCAUCGUCGGCGUCCGGUGCAAUAUUCGCUAUGAAGGCUACCAGUUCUACGACGGCAUGGCCGACGUCAGGAUCGGCACACACGGUGACUCAUCUUCACCAACAGAAAGCAAUGGAAGCAAGCACAGGCGGACCCUAAUAAUCGUUGUAUGCGUGUCCGUUACGGUGUUCUGUUCUAUGUUGGUUGGCUGCCUUCUACUCAUCAGAAGACUAAGAAAAGGAGCUGGAAACACGAAAUUAGAACAAGGUCAUAAGAGGAACAACUCGAAGACAGAGGAGGCGCUGAAGCUGUGGAAGAUCGAAGAGAGCAGCUCAGAGUUCACCUUGUACGACUUCCCUGAGCUCGCCGCUGCCACGGACAGUUUCUCCGAAGAGAACAAGCUCGGACAAGGCGGCUUCGGUCCGGUUUACAAGGGGAAGUUUUCCGACGGGGCGGAGGUGGCGGUGAAGAGGCUGGCGGCGCAGUCCGGGCAGGGGCUUGUGGAGUUCAAGAACGAGAUCCAGCUCAUCGCCAAGCUGCAGCACACGAACCUCGUCAAGCUCGUGGGCUGCUGCGUGCAGGAGGAGGAGAAGAUGCUGGUGUACGAGUACCUGCCCAACCGAAGCCUAGACUUCUUUAUCUUCGACCAAGAGCGAGGUCCCUUGCUGGACUGGCAGAAACGGCGGCACAUAAUGGAAGGGAUCGCGCAGGGGCUCCUGUACCUGCACAAGCACUCCCGGGUGCGCAUCAUUCACCGGGACAUGAAGGCCAGCAACAUAUUGCUGGACAAGGAUCUCAACCCCAAGAUCUCCGACUUCGGCAUGGCCAGGAUCUUCGGCUCCAACAUGACGGAGGCCAACACCAACAGGGUGGUCGGCACCUACGGUUACAUGGCACCUGAGUAUGCUUCCGAGGGCCUCUUCUCGGUCAAGUCUGACGUCUUCAGCUUCGGCGUGUUGCUGCUCGAGAUAGUGAGCGGCAAGAGGAACAGCAGCGGCCACGGCCAGCACUACGGAGAAUUCGUCAACCUCCUCGGCUACGCAUGGCAGCUGUGGAGGGAUGGGAGAGCGUUCGAGCUGGUCGACCCGACGCUGGGCCACUGCAGCGAGGUGGCGGACAUCAUGCGGUGCGUCAAGGUGGCGCUGCUUUGCGUGCAGGACAACGCCAUGGACCGGCCGACAAUGACCGACGUGACGGCGAUGCUGGGGAACGACGGGGUGCCGCUGCCGGACCCGAGGCGGCCGCCGCAUUUCCACCUCCGGGUCACCAGCGACGAUGAGGAGGACGGCGUGGGCGGGUCUGGGACGCGGACACGGUCCACGCACUUCACCGGAUCCUGCAGCACCAACGACGUGACCAUCAGCACCAUCGAGGAAGGGAGGUGA